Molecule: messenger RNA, 2107 nt
Organism: Cololabis saira (Pacific saury)
Lineage: Eukaryota; Metazoa; Chordata; Actinopteri; Beloniformes; Belonidae
Gene: otud6b
Product: OTU deubiquitinase 6B
Exons: 8
Coding region: 135-1031 (298 amino acids)
Biological process (GO): protein deubiquitination
Molecular function (GO): cysteine-type deubiquitinase activity
Source: RefSeq, a predicted model, not a curated record
GAAGGCCAUCACAGUUACAGCACGUUUGCAUUUCUUUGGACUUCAUUUCUUUAAAUAUUGUUAAAGCAGCCUGCGUUAUUUCGCAAAAGUGAUACUAUAAGACCUCCAUUUAGACAUAUAACCCACUGACAGUCAUGCAGGAGGCUGAGACUUCAGAGGAGCUGCUCAUAAAACAACACCGCAAAGAGAAAAAAGACCUGCAGGGUAAAAUCCAAAGUAUGAAAAAUGCAGUCCCCAAAAAUGACAAGAAGAGAAGGAAACAGUUGACGGAGGAGAUCACGAAACUGGAGGCUGACCUCAGUGAGAGACACGAGGAGGAACUCAGGCAGCUCAAAUCUACAAGUGACAUUAAGGUGGAGGAGGAGGUGGUAAACGGGGUGGAGACCUUGAAUGUCGAAAGUGAAGAACAAGAAGAGGUCAAACAGCCUCGAGUAACUAAAGCACAGAAGAGAAGGGACAAGAAAGCUGAGCAAGAGAAAGAGAGGGACAAAAGGAUUGCAGAGGCCGAGGUCCUGAACCUGCAGGGCAUGAGGCACCAGGAGAGCCUGAAGCUGACCCAGAAGCUGGCCCUGCGAAAGCUGCAGAUCAAGGAGAUUUCCUCUGAUGGCCACUGCAUGUACCGAGCCAUUGAAGAUCAGCUGCUGCAGCGAUCACAGCCUGGGUUAACUAUGAGCGUCAAGGAGCUGCGAUCCCGCACUGCUGAGCACAUGAGAAGCAACACUGACGACUUCCUGCCUUUCCUCACCAACGCCACCAGCGGUGACACGUUCACAACAAAUGAGUUUGAGAAAUACUGCAGUGACGUGGAGCACACGGCGGCCUGGGGCGGGCAGCUGGAGCUCCGGGCUUUGAAUCACAUUCUUCAUUUGCCGAUAGAAGUAAUCCAGGCCGACUCUCCAGAAAUGAAAAUUGGGGAGGAAUAUGUAGGCGAAGCCAUCAUGCUUGUGUACAUGCGUCACGCCUACGGUCUGGGAGAGCACUACAACAGCGUGGAGCAGCUAAAGAGUCCGGCCAGCGGUGAGGACAGCUGAGAGACGGGCCGGUCUACAUGUGGCAUAAACCAGCGUGCGUGUUGCAGUGUUCAAACCAAUCAUACAAAGGAGUAGGACUUUUGCGUACCAGUUUGUCUGGAGGAUGAUUUCAUCUUGGAGACACGGUGGAGCUCAACCUUUCCAGUUACAUUUCAGAUCUGUUUUGAAGUCAGACGAUCUGAUCAGAGAGCUUAAGAUGUAACUGUAAGAUCAUCCUCAUAAAAAAAAAGCAUAUUAAGGAAAUGGAUGUAUUGUUUUGCAUUUGAGUGUUUAGAUCCUGAAUUUUACAACUGAAGAUUGUGAAAAUAUAAACGAGCGGUUGAUCAUCGGUGUGUGGUCGUUUAACUUUUACAGCACUCAUAAGAAUCUGAGCUCUUUAUCUUGUAAAUCACAUUAAUAUCACAGAAAUGAAUGAAAUGUGGACGAGUAGCUUUAAAUAAUUGUUUGUCUGUUGGGAUGUUAACUCAUAGAAAUGAAACGCAUGUUUUAAACUGAACACUCUUCCAGAACUGAGAUGUGACAUGAAGGAGAACUGCUGCAGAGAAGUUUAGUAAUACUCCAAGUUAAAAAAAAAAAAAAAAAACUGUUUGUUGCUUUCAAUCACAACUAUGAAAUAUUAUAACUCGGCUGCUUUUAAGUGUCAUAUUUAAACACUUAUCUGUGUGACGUGCUUUGAGGGGUUGAACGGGUUGUUACCUUGUGGUGCUACCAAACGUGAAAUACAUUUUAUAAUAAAUACAAUAUAUUAUAAUAUGUUCAGCAAAAUAUUUGAACAUUGUUGCUUUGCAGGCUGAGUUGUAUUUAUCAAUCCAUCCUCUUUUCUCUUAAUGAUAAUAGAAAUGCAAAGAAGGAUGAAAUAAGCACGAAUGAAUACAUCUAGAGCAGCAUAAACAUGUCUAAAUAAUCGCACAGCGUCUUUGCUCAUAAAAACGGUUUCUCGAAAGCUCUGUUACUUAAUGGCUUUUAGAUCUUAUAAUUUAUUUUUACAUGUUCCACCAAGCUGACCAUUAAAAUAUAUGGAUAUUACAGCUGAUAUGUUGGCUUUAUCUCCUUUAUUCAAACUUUACUUAGCAUAG